Molecule: messenger RNA, 4185 nt
Organism: Myxocyprinus asiaticus (Chinese sucker)
Lineage: Eukaryota; Metazoa; Chordata; Actinopteri; Cypriniformes; Catostomidae
Product: protransforming growth factor alpha-like
Exons: 7
Coding region: 209-793 (194 amino acids)
Biological process (GO): positive regulation of cell population proliferation; positive regulation of mitotic nuclear division; epidermal growth factor receptor signaling pathway
Source: RefSeq, a predicted model, not a curated record
UGUCGCGUAGGAUAGAUGAAACUACGAUGAAAAUGCAGUCAGUUUUACGAUGGAAGUUCAAUUUUUGACAAAGGCAACAGACUACCUAUAAUUUUGGUCAAUCUCAAGAAAACGCGUGCCUUAAUCUAAAUUGUCAAACAGAUAUUACUUCAUUUAGGAGACAACGCUGCUAAUCCUUGACCAAGACGUCACGCAAAGCCUUAUAAAGAUGUAUCGUGCUUUUUGGGAUACAAUAUUUCUCCUCACCGGCUCCCUUUUUACAUAUGGGCAGGUGCAAAAGAAUUCUACCUCAAUGACAACCAUUGCAACAACCACAACAACAACUACCACCUCCAGUACAACAACCACCACCAGCACAACCACAACAACAACUACUACACGUGUCAGAAAAUUUAUAGCAGCUGCUGUCCACUCUCACUUUGAUGACUGUCCCGACUCCCACAGCCAGUUCUGUUUCCACGGCACAUGCCGCUUUCUCAUCCUGGAGGAGACACCUGCUUGUGUGUGUCACCCUGGCUUUGUGGGUAUGCGCUGUGAACAUGCAGACCUUUUGGCAGUGGUGGCAUCUAACCACCGACAGCAGACUGUGGCCACCAUGUUAGUGCUGUGUGUGGUGGGCAGUGUUCUACUCAUGCUGCUCUGCACACUACUAAAUUGUUGGUGGAGGCGGGGUGGAUGUGGACGAGGUAACCCUAUUGCGUGUUGGUCGGAGAAGCCUAGAAGUAUUUUUACGGGUGGGACAUCCUGCUGUCACUCAGAAACAGAAAAUAUUCCCUACACACAAGUGGUUUGACACAUGUUUUCUGAAGCUUACACGGAUGCUCUCUCAAAAUAUUUGUUUCCUGAGACCUCAAUAUCUUCCACUUUACUCCUGGACUACAUAUUGGCCCCAUUUCUCAGCACAGCUGGUAAGCGCAACACAUAUUGGGAGUAUUUCGAUGUGGGCAAUGGGAGAACCCAACCAAAAGUGUAACUUUUAUAUUUAGACAGACUGAGUCAUUCCAAAAAGUUUUUUUUGGAACCACAACAUCAAUGACAAGAACUAAACAAAGAUGGAACUCCAAAACUGAGAACUCUGAAAGAAGAACUCAGUAUAAGUAUGGCACUCGAGUACACAACACAAAAACAUGGUUGUGUCAUUUUACUUCUAAUGGACAUGGGUAAACUGACUACAGUGUGAGAAUUCAUCCAGGUCCCAGUGGUGUAGAAACAGGGCCAUUUGAAAAAGAAAUGGCCAGGAACAGCUGAUCUUGAGGUGAAAAUAUCAGAGAGAAUUCAGGUAUUACUAACAGAGCUUUAACCUACUCUUAAGAUACAGCUAAACAUAUCCUUCUAGGUGUGUAAGACACAUAAAAAUUCUCCCUUUUUUGUCUUUUUAAUAUACCAUAAUAAUAAAAAAAAACACUUAUAAUAUGCCAGUAAUGGGAUGUGAAACUCACUAAAUUAGUUUAAGAUGAUUUUUAACAGGAAUAUAUAUUAAUCACAUUAUUUUAUCACAUCAUGGAUAAAGAAUGGGAGGUUAUUCCAAGACUUUUGUUAACAAUAUUGUCUUUAAUGUCAUUUGAGUAUUUUGGUCAGUCCCGUUGCAUGUAAUAUUAGAACUACAAUAGACUCCCUUCUGAGUCUUUGCCAUUUCUUUUAACUUGAUCUCCUUAUAAUAAUGAUAAAUAAUUGUAAUUUUCAGAGACAAGAGAGACUAUGAAUGGCUUUGAGGGACUAAUAAUAUAAGUUAUAUAACACUUACCCAAAUGGAAUUCAGUUUUUAUAUUUUUUUAUUUUUCGAAAUGCACAGAAUUAUUGAAAACAUUUAAUUUAUGACAUGUAACUUGAUAAGUUAUGAAAGUACUCACAAAUCCCACACAAUCCUCUUGCACAAAGUGUUUGUUCAAAUAAGAUGGAGAACAUUGUUGUAAGGUUUAUGUCAUUGUAGAGUCUGUAAAUGGUUUGUAUAAGGAGUCUCUGUAUGUGCUCUAUAUAUAGUAAAAUUAUCACAUCACAUCAAGAUUAUAAUAUAAUCCACAUCUGCAUUCAUAUUCACAUUGGAAAGAUUGAAUGCAAAGCAUGUUUGAUCACAAAUACAGCCACAUAUUUCACAGUGCACCUUUUGAAUACACAUGCAAAAACACUGUAAACACAGUCACAUUUAAAUAUGUAAUGUGCAGUAAUUGGCUUUCAAUAAGCAAAGACUUGCACAGGCAUGGCAUGCUUUUUUUAUGUAGAUUAUUUGCAUAAAGAACCUUAUAAAAUCACUUUAAUAAUCACUCAUGGUUUUUCCACACUACUUUAAAGUGCUUGAUUCACUGUUAUCAAAAUUACACCAUGCACGUGAUGUUUCACAGCUGUGGGAGCACACAUGCCCAUACAGAGGCUCAAAUCUAUGGUACAAUUAAACAAUAAUGGAAAUUAUAUACAACUUGAUGCAUAUUAUCCUUAUCAACUUCUAAGUAUUAUUCAAGAUAUAUGAAAUGGUUUAAAAAGAUUUCAGUGUAAAAGCUAUGUAAUUUUUUUUUCUUUUUAGUCUAAUUUGUCCCUAAGCUUUUGUCAAUGAUCUCGUGUAAUGAAACAAAUGACAUUUGACCCCUUCGGAUGGUUUUUCCCAGUUCAGAGAUAUUUAAAUAUCUUUACUAUUUAUACAUUCUUUAACAACUACAGAGUUGUCCAAGAUGAAAAUAUGCCACUCAAUCAGAACACUUAGAAGCUGGCAUAUAACUGGUCUGGCAGAAGUAAUGUAAAUAAUAAUUCGGUCUUUUUAGAUUUGGCCAUGUUCUGGUGUCAGAUCAUGUAGCCAAGGGCUAAUGUUUGAUCACUGUGUGGAGUUUCAUAAGAAUUUGAUGGAAUAAUCCUAAAACCCCUGCAAGUGACUAAUCAAAUAAAACAUUUCGAUGGACGGUUAUAGCAUGGGCAACAUUUACGAGUUAUUUUCUUUGUGAAUGAAACUGAAAGGCUGCCUGAUUUUUUUUUUCUUUUUUUCAAUGUUUUGUGUAUUUAUUUAUUUGGCUGACCCUGGGAAGCCACAUGAUAAUCAUUUCAUUUAUGUAAACAACAUUUCAUUCCUAAUUGUAUAAAAAAAUAAUUGAAUAUUCAAUUAAUGUGAAUAAAAAUACUAUGAAUUAGAAAGUUUUCAAGGUAUAUUUCACCCAAAAAUUCAAAUUCUGUCAUCAUUUAUCAAACCUUUUGUCGUUCCAAAACCUUAUCACUCCUUUAGUGGACCAUUAAAAAAACAUAUUACGCAAAAUGUUAGCCUCAGUCACCAUUCAUUUUCCUUUUUUGAAAAACAAAAACAAAAAAACACGCUAAACAUUUGUGUUCCAUGGAAGAAAGAAAGUCGUAUGUGUUUGAAACAACAUUAGGCUGAGUAAAUGAUUACACAAUUUUCAUUUUUGGGUGAACUAUUCAUUUAAAGACAAGGUGCAUUAUUGAGUGUUAAGUUUGAUCAAAUGGUGAAUUGUGUUAUAAUAAGAACAUGCUAACUUUUUUUUUGGUGGGGGGGGGGGAUCUUUGUUGUGAUAAAAUGAGCAUUGGGAUAUUUUAGACUGAGUAGUCUUUGAACGGACAGUUAUUGCAUGAUUUCCAGACAUGGAAUUGCAGUCAUCCAUGAUUAUGAUGUCAUACUCAUAGACUAACGCAUGUUCUGAAUUGUGCUUUACACCAAAUAUGAUGCUCAGUAUUGCAUCCCCAGCUUGUUCCAACUGAAUCCCAUUUAAACGUGGUCAUCCUGGUUAGCUGCUUAUUCACUGACAAAACAGUGGACUGACAUCCUUCUUUUUGAAAUAAGAUCUUGUUAAAGACUUUUCAUGUUGCAGAAAAAAUACUUUUGUAAAUAGUGUGUGGUAAUGGUGUUUUGAUUUGUAUUUGGAGAAUGAGGUGUUCUCUUGACUGUCACGGAUUAUCAGUCAAGCAUGAAAAGAUAUUGAAAUGCUCAGAGGUAGAUUAUCCUGACAUGGCUGUCACAUGCUUGACUGAAUGAUGUUUUGAGUGUUCUUGACCUUUAAUUUUGCAUAUUUUUCCAAAUAACACAAAGUGCUGCAAAUUUUGUUGUGGACUUAUUUGUUCUUGUGAUUAUUUCUAAUUUAAUCUAAACUUUUGAGUGUUUUGGCAGUUUGGGAGUUCAUAGGGGAGAAUGGGGUUAGAUGUGUUAACCCCCUAAUCUCGAGUGACCAUCUAUUUAGAAAGGGCCAAUAGUAU